CACCAUGGAACGGUGGCACCUGCCCAGGCCAGGCUCAUCUGGUCUCACAGGGGCAGGCGAAGCCUCUCCAAGAUGGGGCCAGGGUGGGACCUGUGCCCUCCUCUGUCCGCAGCCGCCCUGGGCACGCUGGACUUCAGCCUGCUGUAUGACCAGGAGAACAACGCCCUCCACUGCACCAUCACCAAGGCCAAGGGCCUGAAGCCAAUGGACCACAAUGGGCUGGCAGACCCCUACGUCAAGCUGCACCUGCUGCCAGGAGCCAGUAAGGCAAAUAAGCUCAGAACAAAAACUCUCCGUAACACUCUGAACCCCACAUGGAACGAGACCCUCACUUACUACGGGAUCACAGAUGAAGACAUGAUCCGCAAGACCCUGCGGAUCUCUGUGUGUGACGAGGACAAAUUCCGGCACAAUGAGUUCAUCGGGGAGACACGUGUGCCCCUGAAGAAGCUGAAACCCAACCACACCAAGACCUUCAGCAUCUGCCUGGAGAAGCCGCUGCCGGUGGACAAGACCGAAGACAAGUCCCUGGAGGAGCGGGGCCGCAUCCUCAUCUCCCUCAAGUACAGCUCGCAGAAGCAGGGCCUGCUGGUAGGCGUCGUGCAGUGCACCCACCUGGCCGCCAUGGACGCCAAUGGCUACUCGGACCCCUACGUGAAAACAUACCUGAGGCCAGAUGUGGACAAGAAAUCCAAACAUAAGACAGCGGUGAAGAAAAAAACCCUGAACCUGGAGUUUAAUGAGGAGUUCUGUUACGAGAUCAAGCAUGGGGACCUGGCCAAGAAGUCCCUGGAGGUCACCGUUUGGGAUUACGACAUUGGAAAAUCCAACGAUUUCAUUGGUGGUGUGGUUCUGGGCAUCCACGCCAAGGGGGAGCGCCUGAAGCACUGGUUUGACUGCCUGAAGAACAAGGACAAGCGCAUCGAGCCCUGGCACACGCUCACCAGCGAGCUCCCAGGGGCCGUGCUCAGCGACUGAUGCCCACCCGCCACUGCUACCCCGGCCGCCACCUGC
Molecule: messenger RNA, 1014 nt
Organism: Gorilla gorilla gorilla (western lowland gorilla)
Lineage: Eukaryota; Metazoa; Chordata; Mammalia; Primates; Hominidae
Product: double C2-like domain-containing protein beta
Exons: 8
Coding region: 73-978 (301 amino acids)
Biological process (GO): exocytosis; spontaneous neurotransmitter secretion; regulation of calcium ion-dependent exocytosis
Cellular component (GO): membrane; synapse
Source: RefSeq, a predicted model, not a curated record